Messenger RNA from Chaetomium strumarium, 1126 nucleotides. RefSeq lists its product as uncharacterized. The record is from RefSeq and is a predicted model, not a curated record. The annotation marks the transcript as partial. NCBI's taxonomy places the organism in Eukaryota, Fungi, Ascomycota, Sordariomycetes, Sordariales, Chaetomiaceae. The transcript is spliced from 3 exons.
CGGAAAUCGUGUGAACGUGACCAGCCUGGCAGGCACUCUGCAUGCAUGCUCAGCCCGCUAAUAGCCUGUCCGCUUACCCGCCCAACGCAAGUUCAGUCGCAAGCUGUCGACUAUCAUGGUACCACCGUCACGAGCCGCGAGACUGCAUAUGGUGUUCAAGUCUGAGACGAUCCACAAUUGGGGUCCGCAACACCACCUGUGGCACGGAUUAGUUCAGCUGCGAGUUUUGACCGAGAAACUCAUGAUAAUAUUAGUAGUAGGCAUCCCUCACUCCGAUCGCGAUGCUCGUACUCCCAGCCGGACCUCCAUCUUCUUAGUCGUUCGGAGCGCACCCAGCAGGUCAUGGCGUCCUCCUUCUUCACCAACUCACCCGUCGCCGCUUUUGUGGUAUGCAUCGUCACCGCACCCAUCUGCAUCCUGGCAGCCAUCCUCCGCUUCCUGGCCACCAGGAAGACCGGCCGCAAGCAUAGCAUUGAGGACUGGUGCGCCUACGCCGCCGUGGUGUUCCACCUGGUCUACAUCUCAAUCGCGCUUCACACCAUCAACUUCCUGGGGUGGCGGGACGUCGUGACGAUCCCGCUGCCCGACUUUCUCUACGCCGCCAAGAUAUACUACGCCCUUCCCAUACCCUUUGGCAUCAACCAGCUGCUGACCAAGGCAAGCCUGCUGUUCUUCUACCACCGCAUCUUUAGCAUCCACCGCGUCUUUGCGCGCUGGAUCUACGUGCUCGCGGUAGCCAACGUGGGCUGGUUCAUCAUGAUGGUCGCGCUCUCCCUGUUUAGCUGCCGUCCCGUGAGCAAGGGCUGGGACAUCUUCGCGCCCGGCACGUGCUUCGACUACAACUCGUCCACGGCCAUCACCGAGACCAUCAAUGCGCUGCUGGACUUUGCCAUCGCCAUCCUCGGCGCCCUGAUGGUCCGGACGCUCCAGGUGUCGCGCGCGACCAAGUGGAAGCUGGGUAUCCUCUUCGCUAUCGGGGGCCUUGCGGGCGUCGUAGCGUUUGUCAUGAUCGCACAGAUAUACACCUUCACAGGGAGUAAGUAGUAGUACUUUUACUCAAUCCCCAAUCCUAUUUGACUCCACUAAUGUGCACCGGCACCAAGUUAUCAACUACAUGCCGGCGCUC